AUGCAUCUAGCGACAUUCAUAGUCAUCGCCGGGCUACUAGUAGGCGUUUAUAUUGUCACACGCCGUAAAUCAACAUCAUCUCUGCCCCUUCCGCCAGGUCCCAAGCCAUUGCCGAUAAUUGGCAAUGUCCACCAAGCUCCCAAGUCCCACGGCUGGCAGACAUAUCGCGAAUGGAGUAAACAGUAUGGACCCAUUGUUCAUGUCAACAUGCUUGGGCAGCCCGUCAUUAUUUUGUCUACAUCUGAAGUAGCUCAUGAACUGCUAGCGAAGCGUGGAGCGAUAUUUUCAGACAGACCUCGACUCAAUAUUCUCAUGAUGAAUUACACCGAUCAAUUCCGACAACAUCAGAGGUUACAGGUUUCCGUGUUAAACGCGACGCCGGCAGCCGCUUACCUUCCCUUCCAGACUCUGGAAUCACAACAAUUGAUGCAAGAUCUCCUGGAGAACGCGGGUGGUGUUAGUGCUGAGGUUCAAGGACAUUUCCAGCGCGCUGUCGCUAGCAUCAUCCAUACGUUGCUGUAUGGCUUCCGCGUCAAAGACCCCAACGACCCAGUACUUCGCACCGUUGUGAAACUCAACGAGGAGUUCUCCGAGUUUAUCCAGGUUGGGGCACACAUCGUUGACCAGUUCCCUGUUCUUAAUAAUUUGCCCAGCUUCUUAGCUCCAUGGCAGGCAAAGGCUGAGAACCACUACACGACUAAGUAUGAUCUGCGCGACGAAAACUUCCGGCGGGGCCAGGAGUCCGAUGCAUGGAAUAUAUCAAAACAUCUCAAAAAGACUGUCGAAAAGGAUAACCUCGAUAUGCCCUUGAAUGAGCUAGCCUUUGAGCUCGGUACCAUGAUCGACGCCGCGCUGGACGGCACGACGGACAGCUUGAUCUGGUUUGUGGUAGCUUGCAUCACACAAGAUCAGGGCUUUGUCGCUAAGGCACGCAAGGAGCUGGAUGAUGUUGUCGGACACGACCGUCUCCCAUGCCCAGAUGACAAACCCAACCUGCCGUACAUCACCGCGAUCGUUGAAGAGAUAUUCCGUUGGCGACCCGCUGGCCCCGAGGGCGUCCCUCACUUGAACAAGGAAGAGUCCACUUACAAUGGAUACACCAUUCCCAAAGGAUCUGUUAUUAUACCCAACGUGUGGGCAAUUUCCCGAGAAGAGGCCGUGUUCGGCCCAGACCCCGACGAUUUCAUACCGGAUCGUUGGCUCAGUGAGGACGGCAAAACCCUCAAGGACCUUCCCGCUGCUGCCUUUGGCUAUGGAAGGCGGACCUGUCCUGGACGGUAUUUUGCCCGCAAUGUUAUCUGGGUCGUCGUCGCACAGUUGCUAUGGUCAUUUGACAUCAAGGCUGGCUUGUCUGAGGAGACUGGCGAACCGAUCGUAGUUGACCCACUUGCAUGCACCUAUGGCCUCGUUAUGCGGGCCCUGCCUUUCAAGGCUUUGUUUAACUCUCGUGGGCCUUGGGUGCGUGAAGUGAUCACCAAAAAUGGUGACACUUACAGCAAGGAUCAUCUGGCCAUGCUUAACCAAAUUGGGGCGGAGUUCGCUAAGUUGUAG
This is a messenger RNA of Penicillium verrucosum, 1551 nucleotides long. Its product is annotated as cytochrome P450. Gene Ontology annotation, molecular function: monooxygenase activity; heme binding; oxidoreductase activity, acting on paired donors, with incorporation or reduction of molecular oxygen. The record is from RefSeq and is a predicted model, not a curated record. Bases 1 to 1551 code for a protein of 516 amino acids. The transcript is spliced from 2 exons. Lineage: Eukaryota; Fungi; Ascomycota; Eurotiomycetes; Eurotiales; Aspergillaceae.